Molecule: messenger RNA, 789 nt
Organism: Epithele typhae
Lineage: Eukaryota; Fungi; Basidiomycota; Agaricomycetes; Polyporales; Epitheliaceae
Product: casein kinase II, regulatory subunit
Exons: 5
Coding region: 1-789 (262 amino acids)
Cellular component (GO): cytoplasm; protein kinase CK2 complex
Molecular function (GO): protein kinase regulator activity
Source: RefSeq, a predicted model, not a curated record
AUGUUAAAAGGACUAGAUUGGAUCUCGUGGUUUUUGUCAUCUAAAGGCAACGAGUACUUUUGCGAAGUCGAGGAAGACUAUAUUCUCGACCGCUUCAACCUCACUGGCUUGAACACGGAGGUGCAGCACUAUGCGCAAGCCUUGGACAUGAUAACGGACAACCUGGUCGACGAAGAUGUGCAAGAUGAACUACGAGGCAAUCUCGAUCUUCAAGCACGUCUUCUGUACGGCCUCAUCCAUGCACGAUGGAUUGUCACGGCGCGAGGUCUAGCCAAAAUGCUCGACAAGUACAAGCGUGCGGACUUUGGCCGCUGUCCUCGUGUGCUCUGUCAGUCGCAGCAGCUCCUUCCCGUCGGGCUCACGGACGUGCCGUACGAGAAGUCGGUGAAGCUAUACUGUGGCCGCUGCGAAGACAUCUACUCCCCCAAGUCCUCCCGCCAUGGCUCCAUCGACGGCGCAUACUUUGGCACAUCGUUCCCUCACCUCCUCUUUCUCGUCUACCCGAACCUCAUCCCACCGAAGAGCGGCGCGGUCGAACUUGGGUUGCCGGGACGGAGCGCGGAUGUCGAAGGGGGCAGGCGGAGCCGGCGGAUACGCGAAGAGCCGGAGGGGCAGGGAGAAGGCGUGGGGGAGGCAGGGAGCACGGCCGCUGUCGCUCUCAAGGCGGACAGGUACCGUCCUCGCAUCUUCGGCUUCCAAGUCAACGAGACUGCGAAGCUGCAGAGGUGGCAGGAGGCUGUGAGAGACAGGCAAAUCUCUAGAUUGGAGGAGCUUGAGGAGAAUGCAUGA